AUGAGGCAAAGCGUUAGCCUGGAGAAACUAUUAGAUGAAUUCAUUCAGCAACGAACUGCGAGACAUAAUGACAUAAAAGAAGAAAUUAAAAUAUAUGACCAGUUAAAUCAAAACAUUACACUCGGCUUGGAGUCUGGCAAAAUCAAGUUAUCGGAAUUGAAUUCAACGCUUUUAGUUAUAAUAAAGAACAAAUCAUCUUUAGAUGAUAAAAUAGCUGAACAAUAUCAGAAGGAAAAAGCUAUAUCAACUGCUCUAAGUGCGGUAAACAAACAAAUCGAACAAUUUAAAAACGAUACAGUUAUUGAAGCAGAAAACCCCGAGUGUCAAAAUGAUGAUGUUUGUACUGGUAAUUCAACAACGAUAAAUAUACAAACAAAUUAUGAACUUGAAAAAGCCGUUGAGUGGGCUGAUCAAAUACUACAAGAAAUAGACGAGAAACGAUUGAAAAUAGACGAGUGGCCGCGAACACCACAUCCGGUGAACUACGACAACCGUCUUGAAGCAGAAAUUAACAACAUGACUUUGGAAGUCGGUGCAAAGCAAAAACUAGCGGCGUUGGAGUUGAAAAAAGUGCAAAAAAUCCAAAGUAUCAUACCCGAUUACACACAUUUCCAAGAGGAAGCCUUGCAAGUCAACAACAAAAUUGAUGAUUGUCUCAACGUUUUGACAACGAUUUUUCACAACCUCAUGAUUGACAACUAUGGCAAAACUUUGGAAAAUGUAUGCGACGACGGCAAAGAGUUAUAUUCAGUUUGUGUCUUCACUCAAUAA
Molecule: messenger RNA, 771 nt
Organism: Adelges cooleyi (spruce gall adelgid)
Lineage: Eukaryota; Metazoa; Arthropoda; Insecta; Hemiptera; Adelgidae
Exons: 7
Coding region: 1-771 (256 amino acids)
Source: RefSeq, a predicted model, not a curated record